Molecule: messenger RNA, 2072 nt
Organism: Monomorium pharaonis (pharaoh ant)
Lineage: Eukaryota; Metazoa; Arthropoda; Insecta; Hymenoptera; Formicidae
Product: cytochrome P450 4C1
Exons: 13
Coding region: 370-1902 (510 amino acids)
Molecular function (GO): iron ion binding; heme binding; monooxygenase activity
Source: RefSeq, a predicted model, not a curated record
GGGGUCAAGCGCUAUCUAACCAGUAGCAUAGUGGGCGCUAAACAGAGAGAAAGAAAUUGGCAUGGACCACAUCUCUUUGUUUUCUGCCGAAUACUUUUCAAGGAUUUUUUGUAGAGAUUGCACAGUCCAUGCUUUAUAUCGAUGAAGUAGCCGAUGGUAAGAGUCUCAAGAUCUCACAAACUGAUAGGUCCAAUGUGCAUAAAGGUUAUCAACAGAAUUGCAAAAAGAAACAAGUAAACAGAUAUUUCGGAAUAUAAGUGAAUACAUUUGAGAAAGCAUCAGUGUAUCAUAAAACUUGGCAUAAUAAUUGAAGAUGAAGCACGAGACUGUAGGAAAUUGAAUCCGAAUAGAACAGUUAUUACUACAAGAAUGUUUAUUAUUAUAUUAUUAUUAUUUAUUCCUGUGAUAUAUUUGGCGUGUCAUUAUUACGUGCACAACGGACAAUAUGGACGAUUAUUCCAUAAAAUACCAGGACCGUCAAGUUAUCCAAUUAUUGGUCAUUUAUUUUUAGUGCUAUGUUCACGAGAGGAACUUUGGAAUCUUUUAUUUACUCUUUCUAACCAAUAUUAUCCUAUUUAUAAAGCGUGGAUGUUUCUUUUUGGCUAUGUAUCCAUUCAACAUCCUGAUGACUUGGAGAUAAUACUAAGCAGUACAAAAGACAUCGAUAAGAGUCGAAUUUAUAAAAUAUUACAUCCUUGGUUAGGAAUGGGUCUUCUUACUAGUGGAGGCUCCAAGUGGCAUUUACGGCGAAAGAUAUUAACUCCCACAUUCCAUUUUAAUAUAUUACAACAAUUUGCCGAAAUUUUAGUCGAAGAGGGCAAAAGUAUGACAAGAUCUUUGAAAAAUGCUGGAGGCAUUGUUACAAAAGAUUUAGUGCCGUUUAUUAGUGAACAUACAUUGAACGCAAUAUGUGAAACUGCCAUGGGCACUUCUCUGCAAGAAAUGGGUACAUUUCAGCAACAGUAUCGAAGAGCGGUUCACAGAAUGGGAGAACUUUGUGUUCAUAGAUUAUUUAGACCAUGGUUGUAUGCCAACUGGAUGUUGUCAUUAUCGCCAACAGGUAGAGAACAAAAACAGAUCCUGAAAAUAUUGCACGGAUUUACCGAAAAGAUUAUUGCAGAAAGAAAAGAUUAUCAUAAAUGCACCAAUGGGCAAUAUUUGAGAAAUUUUGACGAAGAAACAAUAAUAGAUGAUAAAAAGACUACUACAAAUAAAAAAAAACGACUCGCAAUGUUGGACCUUUUAAUACUGGCAUCUCAAAAAAAUCUUUUAACUGAUUUGGAUAUUAGAGAGGAAGUCGAUACUUUUACAUUUGAGGGUCACGAUACUACAUCAAUGGGUAUAUGUUUUACGUUAUGUCUAUUGGCCGAACACAAAAAUAUUCAGAAUUGCAUUCGAGAAGAAGUUGAUGCUAUUAUGAAAGAGAAUCAAGGAAAUCUUACCAUGAAGUCCCUGCAAGAUCUGCAAUAUUUGGAGAGAUGUAUAAAAGAAGCGUUACGUAUAUACCCAAGUGUUUUUUUUAUAUCCCGAGUUAAUUCAGAAGAUGUACAAUUAAAAUCAUGUAUAAUACCUGCCAAAACAAUAAUACAUCUGAAUAUAUUAGGAGUUCACAGAGAUCCCAAUUUUUGGCCAAAUCCAGAAAUAUUUGAUCCAGAUCGAUUUUUACCUGAGAACAUAAAAAAUCGUCAUCCUUACUCAUAUAUACCAUUCAGUGCUGGACCGCGUAAUUGUAUCGGUCAACGAUUUGCUCUAUUAGAGAUGAAGGCAAUGAUAGCCCCUCUGAUUCACAAUUUCUAUGUAGAACCAGUGGAUUAUUUAAAAGACCUUCGAACGGGAGCUGAUUUGGUGUUUCGCCCUUUAAAUCCGCAUCGUUUAAAGUUUAUCCCAGUUGUUAGAGAAUGAAAUAGAUAUUUAACCUUAAGUCAAAAUAAAACUUGCUCGAAAGGAAAGUUAGAAAAGGAAAAUUAUAUUAUAUUAUAAAAGGAGACAAUUUUCUUCGACUUACAAGGGAACGGUAACGGUCGGAAGCGGUGGUAAUGUGAUAUUAAUAUAAAUAAAAAAUAUAUAUUGUA